Messenger RNA from Talaromyces atroroseus, 1479 nucleotides. RefSeq lists its product as hypothetical. Gene Ontology annotation, biological process: transmembrane transport. Bases 1 to 1479 code for a protein of 492 amino acids. The record is from RefSeq and is a predicted model, not a curated record. Gene Ontology annotation, molecular function: transmembrane transporter activity. Gene Ontology annotation, cellular component: membrane. The transcript is spliced from 7 exons. Lineage: Eukaryota; Fungi; Ascomycota; Eurotiomycetes; Eurotiales; Trichocomaceae.
AUGCCACCCGGAAUUAAGAGUGUUGGAGCUACCAGCACUGUCAUGCAGAAAUAUGACGAAGCAGGAACCAGCGACGGUGAACAGCAGUUUGUAGUGGAUUGGACAGAGGGAGAGGAAAGGAGGCUUGUAAAUCGCGACAAAAGUGGAAAUGCACUUACAGAUUACUUCCUCGCCGAUGUUGGCAUUACCCAGAACCAAUACAAUGUUGGCCAGCAACUCCUAUCAGUAGGUAUUGUCAUUUGGGAGCAACUACAUUCUAUAUCGUGUUGGGCCAUCGGUGUGGAUCAGUGGGCAGAUUGUCGCUUGGUGAAUAGGACACCCACCUCGACCAGUCGCUGUAGAGAUUAUAUGCUCACGGCGUUGAUUAGGAGUUUGGUGGCUACAUUUCAGGCAUUCCAAAAGGGCCUCGGCGCGUUUCUUGUUACAAGGCUUUUGCUUGGUCUAUGCGAAUCGGGUUUUAUUCCCGCCGGUCUAUACACCAUCACUAGAUGGUACAAACGUAACGAGUCAUCUAAACGGUUCUCCUGGUUCUUUGUGGGCAAUAUGCUAGCUCAGGCUGUUAGUGGACUAGCUGCCUAUGGAAUGUGCAUUGAAGGUCUUUUCGGGAUAGUCGUUGGCGCCAUUUUCAUCUUGCUUUUUCCACGGGACGUUGCUUCGCCACUCAAUAUCUUUGGUUAUGCCUACUUCACUGAGCGUGAGACUGAAAUCCUUGUUCGUCGCCUGUUGCUCGAUGACCCCAGCAAGGCCCAGCGUCGUAGAAAUAUAAACAAAGACGAGAUCCUACGUGCAUUGACAAAUUGGAGGCUUCUCCCACAUGUUCUUCUCACCAUUGCUGCAUUAGCACCGUCUUCGACUAUGUGGUCAUAUGCACCCAAGAUAGUAGAGGGACUUGGAUAUGGACGGCUGCGGUCCAAUGCCAUGGUUUCAGUGGGACAAUGGAUUCAACUGGUCUUGAAUAUCGCUUGGGGCUACACAGCGGACAAAAUGAACAUACGAGGCCCAGUGGUAUUGGCAGGGAUGAUACUCUGGUGGGCUUUUGCACUUGCAUGCCGCCUUUUGAUCUAUUCAACCGACUCGCAUAGUCGGUAUGCCGUGCUUACACUUGCUAUUGCAUUUUCCUCAGUGUGGCGUAAGAUGUUCCCUUCCACUACCAAAGAAGGCGCAGAAUUUACUGACAUUGGACAAUCAGAUCCCGUGAACGGCUCGUGGAUGGCUCUCAACGCUCGCUCUGCGGGUGAACGAUCCAUAACACUCGCAAUCUUCAUCAUGUCUGCGAAUGCCUCGGGAAUUGUUGGAAGCCAGCUAUUUCAGUCCGGUGAUGCACCUCUGUAUCCCAUAGGAUGGAGUCUUAUCGUUUCUUUGGUGUCAUUCGGCCUGUUUCUGACUAUAUUUGCAAACAUACAGUAUUGGCUGUGUAAUUUGAGGAUCGCACGAAAAGCGAAGUCUGAUGGAAAAGAAAGGAAACUUUACUUUCAGUGA